This is a messenger RNA of Nematostella vectensis (starlet sea anemone), 3474 nucleotides long. RefSeq names its product chloride channel protein 2. Gene Ontology annotation, molecular function: voltage-gated chloride channel activity. Lineage: Eukaryota; Metazoa; Cnidaria; Anthozoa; Actiniaria; Edwardsiidae. The coding region runs from base 145 to 2685 and encodes 846 amino acids. Gene Ontology annotation, cellular component: membrane. Gene Ontology annotation, biological process: chloride transport; transmembrane transport. The transcript has 25 exons. The record is from RefSeq and is a predicted model, not a curated record.
UCAGCGGUGUGUGUUUUGGAAGAGUUCCGUGUUCGGCCGCCAUGUUGGAAUACGUCGGUGCAAAUCAUGGCAGAAUUUCGGACGGAUUCCCCUGAUUAAACUACAAACAAGUUCACAAGACGGCCGCUUAGUACUGCUAGCAUCAUGGGAGAUACUUCAUACGGCUAUGAGCAGACUUUGAUGUACGGUCAGUUCAUGACCACACAGCUCCAGGAGUACGCCAAAGACCAAGCAUCCAGACUAAGGAAGGACAAGAAGAAAGAUAAAGAAGAGGACGAUGACUCAGACCUGAAAUCCUAUGAUGCAUCAAGACUAGGAACAAUCAAACGGUUUUUAAGGAGAUUUAGGCCAUGCUGGAUAAGGCUAGGCAGCGACUGGGUGUUUCUACUAUUAUUAGGCAUCAUUAUGGCCCUCAUCAGUUUCGCCCUGGACUUGGCUAUCGACAAAUGUCAGACAGCACAUAUCUGGCUGUUUGGGUUGUCUGACCACGUCAUGGUACAAUAUCUGGUAUGGGUGCUCUUUCCGCUGGUGCUAAUCACCUUCUCUGUGGGGUUCACGCACCUUGUGUCACCCCAUGCAAUAGGUUCUGGUAUCCCUGAAAUGAAGGUUAUCCUUAGAGGCACAGUGCUGUCCAGAUAUCUCUCACUCAGAACUCUUAUUGCCAAAGUGGUUGGUCUUUUAACAGCACUAGGAAGUGGGAUACCUAUUGGGAAAGAGGGUCCCUUUGUGCAUAUUGCAAGCAUGGUGUCUCGCUCACUGGGAAAGUUUCUUAUUUCAUUCAAGGGAAUUUACACCAAUGAAUCGAGGAACACCGAAAUGUUAGGAGCUGCUUGUGCUGUAGGGGUCUCCAGCUGUUUUGGCUCUCCUAUUGGAGGUGUCUUGUUCAGCAUAGAGGUAACUUCCACCUAUUUUGCUGUAAGGAACUACUGGAGAGGCUUCUUUGCUGCUGUGUGUGGAGCCUUUGCGUUCAGAUUACUUGCAGUCUUCAUCCAAGAAGAAGAGACCAUCACUGCCCUCUUCAAGACAAAUUUCAGAGUAGACUUCCCAUUUGAUAUUGAGGAGUUUAUUGCAUUUGCCUUGAUAGGGAUUGUUUGUGGGUUUGGUGGAGCAUUAUUUGUCUACACACAUCGUAAAAUAGUGGACUUGCACAGACUGUACAGAAAUACCAAAGUAGCAAGAUUCCUUCAAAGCAACCGUUUUAUCUACCCAGCUAUAGUGACAUUUGUGAUUGCUACUAUCACUUACCCCAAAGGGCUUGGCCAAUUCAUGGCAGGCCAGCUUACUCAGAAGGCAGCCUUGAAUGAACUCUUCUCCAAUACAACAUGGUCAGUGGCCAGGACGUCUAAAGACGCAUCUGAUAUUGAAGUCUUGCAACAUUGGGAUGGCGCCAACACUAACAUUUACGUCACCUUGGUUAUCUUCAUUGUCCUUAAGUUUAUUAUGUCUGCAGUUGCUGUGGCUCUGCCUAUACCUGCUGGAGUGUUCUUCCCAGUUUUUGUUAUUGGUGCUGCCUUUGGCCGGCUGGUAGGGGAAGCCAUGGCUACAUGGUUUCCUGACGGCGUGCGUUCUGGUGAUGUUGUCUUCCCAGUAGUACCUGGCGGUUAUGCAGUUGUUGGUGCAGCAGCCAUGUCUGGCGCUGUGACUCACACCAUUUCUACCUCUGUCAUCGUGUUUGAGCUUACAGGACAGAUUGCCCAUAUUCUUCCUGUCAUGAUAGCAGUACUGAUUGCUAAUGCUAUAGCGCAGUGGCUUCAGCCCUCGUUUUAUGACAGUAUUAUACAAAUCAAGUCUUUGCCAUAUCUUCCAGAUGUCACGAAGACAAAUGUGUACAACUUAAUGGUAGCUGAUAUCAUGAAGACAAAUCUAUACUACAUUACCUACCAGUCAACAUAUGCAGAGCUGAAAAUGAUUCUGGACAAGUCCACGCAUAGGUCCUACCCUCUUGUAGAUGCACCAGAUUCUAUGAUCCUCCUUGGCUCCAUCCAAAGGCCUCAGCUAAUGUCACUACUAAACCAGCAUGUUAACCGAGCCUUGCAAGCCAGUAGCCGCGCCGAGAGUGAGGAUGCCUUAUGCAGCCGCCCAGACUCACCUGACUCUACAACCGCACUUGAGCCAAGUGAAUCGUCUAAUACUGGUGCUGCAGUAUUACAAGUGGAGGCUCAAAUCUCUGUACAGUCAAGGGAGGCGAAAGAUGCCAAGCGUUCGUCAUUAAUGGGCAAGAUCCCAGUCCCCCAACGACUUCACAAGCUGUUUGGCAGCGGCAAUAUCAGUGACUUGGAGAAAAUUUCCAACUCCACCGAUCGUGACAGUCCCACAGACCAGCAUGCUCAGUGGGAGCGAGAAAUCAUGCAGAAGCCGAUUGACUUCAACGCAUGCCAGAUAGACCCAGCCCCCUUCCAGCUUGUGGAGAGGACCUCGCUUCUCAAGGUCCACAAGCUGUUCGCUCUCCUCAAUCUUUCCCACGCUUACGUCACAACUCUUGGUAGACUGUCUGGCGUCGUCUCCUUGAAAGAGCUUCGCCUGGCUAUCGAGGGCGAAAAGUACUUGGAUUCCGCAGAUGUCAAUAACACCAAACAAGGACCUGCUAAUCUCGAAUUCUCCCAAAGGGAUGCUCAGGAUAUAAUGUUAGAGCCUAAAGUAAAAACCCCGACAAACCGUCCAGUCCAGGAUGCGCAGGAAAUAUAAGUCGACUGCCAAUACUUGGUCGCUUACCAUAUCCAUUGGGGCUAUUACAUACUUCUAGGAGGAUGUUGAAUUAAACGCGCCGCUAUAUCUAAGAAAACAGAAUGAGUGGCACAGAAAGUGGUGUGAUACUUGUUGCUUGUCAUGUUGGAAAUUACCAUUUCACAUAGUUCUUUCACACAAAGUUAUCCGUGUAAUAACGAGUGGUUGAAAACAUGGAUUGGUUUGCUGAUGGCGCACUAGAUGUCAUACUGUAACGAUACGUGAUCGAUGCCGAGGUGUUGUGUGUGUUGUCAUGAACGUUGAGCAUUCAUGUAGUCAGCGGCCAUGCUUCAACUCAUAACCUCGAUGACCUUGCCACGUGAUAAGGCCGCCUUGCAAUUUGAUAAAGCCGCCUUGCCACGUGAUAAGGAUGCCUUGCCAUGUGAUAAGGCCGCCUUGCCACGUGAUAAGGCCGCCUUGCCAUGUGAUAAGGCCGCCUUGCCACGUGAUAAGGCCGCCUUGCCAUGUGAUAAGGCCGCCUUGCCACGUGAUAAGGACGCCUUGCCAUGUGAUGAUGCCGCUUUGCCAUGUGAUAAGGUCUCCUAGUUCUUUAUCGUGGGUGAGGGAUAGACUAUUAACUGUACAUUAAACAUUUAUUUUUAUACUCUUGUUAUUUGACAUGAUUGGGAAAUAUUAACUUCCAUUGAAAUAUUAAAUAUAAUGCAAAACAUAUUUCACUUCUUAUAAUAACAAAAAAAUGUAGGAUAGUCAAAUGAAAGCGCUUUAUUUGAUUAAAAAAUAUUUAUUGUG